CCAGGAAGCGUGUUUUUACAUAGCUUGUUCCCUACAUAAAAUAUAAGCUGUAUAUCGAAAUGAACAGUUAUUCGGGUUAUUGGUUAUAAAUAGGUUAUACUGUUAAUCGUAUCUUUGUAGUGGUAAAUCCUAUCUUAACUACGACUACCUACAGUUUGUUUGCUAUAAUGCUAUAGUCAGCUAACCUGCAGUGAAUUAUUGCAAGGUGCAGCAUGAAAGCCAUAAUAUUAAGAGAGUUUUUUCUUCAUGGACCUAGAAGAUCAUGUCGCUGAUCCUGUUUGCCUUUGUGGUACGCGUCAGGGACGGACUCCCCCUGUCGGCCUCCACAGACUUUGAACACAACCAUGAGCUUCAGGAGAGGAAACAUCAGCUCAGGACCAUCAGCAAAGCACUGGCUUCUCUCCCUGACAGAGGCUCCAUCGAGGGCCAGCACCUCAACACAUACUUUAUCUCUUCGGAGGGUGUUUCCUACAUGACCGUGUGCCACUGCAGCCUCCCUGUUGCUAAGGCCUUCUGCUUCCUGGAAGAUCUACGUUGGGAGUUCACAGCAUGCUUCAAUACAACUGACGUUGCCUUGGCAGCCAGGCCCUAUCCUUUUUUGCAAUUUGACAGCACCAUACAGAGGUUGAAGCAUCAGUAUAACCAAAGUGGAGGUCCAGCCCUGGAGGUGACGUUGGCAGAGGUGCAGGAGGAUCUCAGGAAUCAACCCCUGCAAAUUAUUAACUUGGAUGAGAUAGAGUUUACCAAUGGCACCGCAAAUGGGUAUAUGGAGCAAAAUCCUGGAUGUGGUCUGAAUGUGAGACUUGAACCAGUCACCCCUUCAGGCAUCUUAUCUCUUGUCCUAAACAUCAUGUGUGCAGCUCUGAAUCUAAUACGUGGCGUACACCUGGCUGAGUACACGUUUCAGGAUGACUAUGAAAGUAUAUGGAAUGUUGUUGCUUUUCUUCUGGCAUUUGUCUGCUGUUUGUUCCAGUGUCAUCUCUACCUGUUCCACUCAUCUCUCAAGAAGCAGAAGUCCUUCACUCUGCUGGCCGUGGUGGUUCUAUGCAACCUGUACCUGCUCGGCCCGAGGAACGUGUGGCAGCUCGUCUUUCACAUUUCCGUUGCGUCCCUUUCCACAGGUCUUAUCCUCACUCGAAAAGUGCAGGACAGGACAAACGACUGUGGGGUCUGACGAAGGCGGGACAUUUGACUCUGUCUCCAGCUUGAACUUUGUUUGCACUAUGUGUAAAUUGGUUUGACCCCUGAAUAAUCCCAUCAGACCCGUCCUGUCCAGAAGACAACUCUCUCUGUUGUUGACCAAAAUCUCGCUCUCUCACACACACACAGCUACAUAGAUUCUAAAGGGACAACAAAAAGUUCCUGGUGCCCACCUGUAAGUUUCAGGUGGGCACAGUAGCAGAAUAGACGCGUGAGUUAGCCAAACCUCUUCCUUCUUUUAGCUCAUAUUCAGGAUCAUUCCUUCUAUUAACCACUCAUUAACUUUGCUACAUUGCAGGUGACAGUUUGUGAUUGUAAGAAAUGUUAGGACUUUCAGUUUUUACUGUCAGAAGGUAAAGUACUCUGAAUUGGUGGCAGUGUGGGAUUUCUGAACUGUAGGAUGUAAUAGUUGAGUACAAGUAUAUAGAAAAAGUGGAGAAUGCAGCUACUGUAAUAGUGUUCAGUUGUUCACUGUUGUUCAUAGUUCUAAUUCUGAUGGCUUUUUAGGUUCAAUACUGUAUCUCAUCA
This is a messenger RNA of Cynoglossus semilaevis (tongue sole), 1728 nucleotides long. It is a transcript of the gene sec22c, whose product is annotated as SEC22 homolog C, vesicle trafficking protein. Bases 263 to 1174 code for a protein of 303 amino acids. Lineage: Eukaryota; Metazoa; Chordata; Actinopteri; Pleuronectiformes; Cynoglossidae. The transcript is spliced from 7 exons. Gene Ontology annotation, biological process: endoplasmic reticulum to Golgi vesicle-mediated transport. The record is from RefSeq and is a predicted model, not a curated record.